Hylaeus anthracinus is the source of this 10416-nucleotide messenger RNA. RefSeq names its product SAM and SH3 domain-containing protein 1-like. Bases 3082 to 6318 code for a protein of 1078 amino acids. Gene Ontology annotation, molecular function: protein binding. The record is from RefSeq and is a predicted model, not a curated record. Lineage: Eukaryota; Metazoa; Arthropoda; Insecta; Hymenoptera; Colletidae. The transcript is spliced from 15 exons.
CGUGUUGUGCCGUAGUGCCGUGUGCCGCGUACGUACGAGCACGAAUGACGCUUUGUUUGCUGUGAUUACGGAGCGAUGUGAGUUCAGUGAAUCCGUAUCGAAGAGAUUGUCGUCGCCUGGCGUGGUCAAUCAAGCCAGACGAUUGGUCACAGAGACCGAUCGUAGUACGGGGAAAAUCGGAGCAGCUCGUGGACCGCGUGCUCCGUGCCGUGUUGGUCUUUGCUCUUUUGGAGGGUUUCAAGGUUACGCUUUCAUUGCCGGCACGAACGAUCCGGGCCGCUGCUUCUGUCCGCGGUUCCGCUCGUUUUUUCUGUCAUAAAGCGAUCUAGACCGGGGAUUUUCUGACACAGGUUGUUCGUUCAGUGAUACUGGUCAUAGAAACGGCAGUGACGACGGUGUCUAUACGAAACUGCUCUCUGAUCGGAGCACGUUCGUUUUUCGGAGCAAUUACGAAUUUUGGGGCGAUCUACCUGAAAAGAGAUCCAUCGAAUUUUGUUAUUAUAAUAUAUUACGUAGAGUUUGAAAUCUCUGCGUAUUCGUGUUCGAGACAUUAAGAACUUAAAAGUACCGGUGACUUUGAGAAUAAAAAAUACCGAAAUAACGAACCAACUCCGUUUUCGAUAGUAAUUACUCCGCUGGAACAUUCGGCUCUGCGGAUAAUCCAGUAAGGAUGGAUGUAUAAUCUCGUGUACUCUUCGUCAACUUUUUAGGCAUGUCCCAUAAGAGUGACGCGGAGGUACCAGCGAAAAUCCUUGCUUUCAUCGCGAAAAGGCGGAAGAAAUCCGCGUGAAAAUCAAAACGAAAUCUACCGAUACUUCGAUUCUUCGUUUACCAAGCCGAAUCUCAGCAAAAUCGACCAAAGUACUGGAGAUUGCCUCGAGGAGCUCGAUUUUACUCCGAAUCUCAAGGUCACGGGAAUAAAAACACGCCAAGGUGUACAUAUCAGAAUUCUAAUACCUUGGAAUCGGAGCGAACUGUUGGUGACAAGAUUACGACGAGAAAAUUUCUUGUGCACGACUGAAAGAAACCGACGCGUUUACGAUAGUAACGAAUCUGUUCGACGUGUCCUCGUCAGAACAAUUAAGAUCUUUAACCGAGACUCGAGAGAUCUCCUUUCUUUCUUGUUGCCGGUGCGUUGACCCUGGACCUUUAAAAGUUUUUACUUUUAAAGCGGAGGAGCAGGUACGGGCGAAGUGGCGGAUCAAAAAUUAAUUUCACGUGGUUGUGUGUGUAUAUAUAUAUAUGUGUGAGUGCGCGGACAGAAGCAGUGGCAGGUUCUAAUUCGCUGGCCCCUGGCACAGAUGGUAGUACGUUUAUCGAGACACGUGUACGAGCAGUAGUUUCGAUCGCGUUUGGAAUGAUUGGCCUCCCUCCAUCGGUUAUCCACGCUCGUACUUCGCAGUGCUUCGUGAAAUAGAUCAGGACAGAGACACGGAGUGCGAUUAAUCGCGUUCUUCGUUCGAACCCAUCGACUUUCGAUCGUUUGGAGGCAAAACGUAGCACGACGCGCGGAGAACAUUUCUAUAUAUCGAAUAUACACGCACUCCGAACGCCCAUAGGCGGUCACCGCUCGCAGCGAACUGUUCCAUUGUAUCCGUAGGCGCAGAUAACGAUCGAAGGGUUAAUUCCUACCUGUGCAUCGAGUUCCAGCUAACCAAGUGGCUGGGUUAGCGUCCAGGAGAUCGUAUCGACGCAUUGGGGCCAGUUCGCGUCUCGUAAUGAGCUAGAGCACCGUCGAAGAUCGAACGUGACCAGCACCCCUCCAAUCGUCUAUCGGUAUUCUCGAAGGAGCCGUUAAUCGAGGUGCCGCCCAUUACAGGAAAAACCAAUCGAACGCGGAUCUCUCAGAGAGAGAUUUCGCUCCAAAUCGAAUAGGAAGCAUCACAUGCACCGACGGGUCCAGAUUUCGUGGACUGCUAGCCGACACUGAGAACCUCCGGUGAUCUUUUCUAGAGAAAAGUCUCGGAAAAGUACUAUUUACUCGUACGAGCCUCGUGACAUUUGAAAUUUCUCGGAAACUUCUCUGAAACAUACAUCGUGAGGUUUCCGACUGGCCCCUGGGACUUGAGUCAUUGGUCACGUUUACCAGUGAUGCUUCUAGAAGGAAACAAGUCGAGCAGGAUUUAAAAUUACUUUUGCAACUCCAAUAGACUCUCUGGUAAAUUUCUGGAGUAUACGUUAUUGGUAAAUAGUAAGUUCUUCGACUGGGCCCUAGGAUUACAGGCAUCGGUCAGUACUCUACUGAUGUUUCCAGAAGAAAACAAGUCGCGCAGGAAUUAAAUUUACUUUUACGAGACUUAGAAUUCAAACUCUUUAUUUAAUUUCCUGGAAUUCGAGUCAUUGGUAAAUUGUAAGAUUUCCUUAAAAAGGAAACAAGUCAAGCAAGAUUUGAAAUUACUUUCGCGAGCCUAAGGAGUACAAUUCAAACUCUUUGGGUUUUCUGGAGUUCAUCAUCCAUCAGACUCCUGGGACUAGACAUUGGACAGCUACUCCAGUGAUACUUCCAGAAGGAAACAAGUCGAUGAAUUAAAAUUAAUUUUGUAAGUCAAAGGAUUAUAAUUCAAGCGGGUAAAUUGUAAGUUCUCCAUCUGGCCCUUAGAACUAGAGACAUUGGUCCCUAAGUGAUGUUUCCAGAAGAACCCAAGUCGAAGAAUUAAAUAUACUCCUGCAACUCCAUUUCGAGUAAAUUCCUGAAACAUACGUCAUCGACAAAUUGUAAGAUUCCAUCAGACUACCCACUACUCACAGGCCUCAGUGAUGUUUCCAGGAAGACCGACCUCGACAAGUUAAAUUUCCUUCUGCAACCGCGAAAAAACGAUAACAAUUGUAACUCCUAGCGUAAUUUCGUGGAAUACAAAUCAUCGUUAAAUUGUAAGGUCCCCAGCUGGCCCCUAGGCAAGCAGCUCCAGCAGCCCAUGCCUUGAUUCGGCCCUGAAAUCGUUGAAGGGACGUCAAUUCGAAGAUGUCGCGGCGUGCAGUUGAGGGACGAAGCGCCUAAGGGGUCAAGAGACAAGGGAAAGGGUCGCUCGAAGGUUGAAGGGACAGGGUGCGUUUCUCGAGGAUCAUCGAAAAGUCGCGAACAUGACGAUCGCCAGCAAUAUAGUGGUCGAGUGGUUGCGCUCGCUCCACCUUGGCCAGUACUCCGAGUCUUUCAUCGAUAAUGGCUACGACGACCUUGAGAUCUGCAAACAGAUCGGCGAUCCCGAUCUGGACGCGAUAGGGGUGUUCAACCAGACCCAUCGCGCGCGAUUGCUCCAAUCGGUGAAGACCCUCCGAGAGGAGGGAGCUGCGAGCGUUUACUUUACGCUGGAGGAGAGCAACGACUGCCUGUGCGACAACGUCAGCUCCAAGUCCUCGAGGACAUCCUCCGAGAGACCACCCAGUGAUAAAGAGGUGCAGAGGGCCUCGCCGACCGCCAGCUCCUCCAGUGGUGGUCAGGAAUUAACCAAGUUCGCGGACGAAUACGAGGAGGGGAAGGCGGAGCUCGUCAGAAUCCCGAGGAUGCAGUUGAGGAUGCUGCUGCAGGAGAGGCUGAGACACGACGGCAUCAGGCUGGCCUGUCAACCCUACACAACACCGGAAGGUGAGAGGGGUUACUUGGAGGGGCUUGCUUCAAGAUAUGCAGACCUCUUCAGAACACAUUACGGAGACGUCCUGGAGCCACUCGAGGAGCUACGCCGCCGUGAAACAAAUGCUUCCCCCCGAAUGCCCAACACUCAACUCACCACCAGUCAUUCACAGCCCAUUUACGUGCCUGGAAAAUACUCGCCCUCGAGCUGUCUCAGCGACAAGGAGGAGGACGAAAUCUAUGGGUUCGGAUACGGAGUUUUCAGCAGGCAGAUGCUUCAGCAUCGACAACAAAAGCUUGCACUCGCCGCACAAAAUACCACUGCGAUGACGCCGGCUGGACUUCAACAGCCUUAUCAAAGUUGUCUGAGCCCGAGGUCUGCCUUCUUCUACGAGUUCCCACCUAAUGAACAAGGACAAAACACAGGCAAGAAAAAGACAACAUUUUCGAGACUUCUUCGAGGGCUGAAGACGCACAGGAAAGAAAAGCAAGGCCAAGUUCAAGGUUCUCCGAGACACAGUCGUACCAGGGUAGAUACACCGGAUAGCGUAUUGCAAAGUGGACUGGGUCUAGGACCAGACAUGGGAAACGCAAUUCUACGUUCUAUGGUAGAUCCAAGGGAUUACGACCGAUUAAGAUAUCUCCAAAUGAACGGUGGCCAACCGAAUAGCUUCGAGGAGACUAUACACAGGCUGAAAGUUCAAGAGGCACUGAGGAAGAAAGAGAGAUUUCACAAAGAACACGAAGAGAUACUGAGGGAUAUCCGGCAAGGCUUAAUGCAGCUUGGACGGGAUGGACGGGGUCAACUCCCUGGAGAUGACACUUACAUGUACGACGAAGACGCACGUUGUGGAGGAGGCUUAGGUCCAGGUCCUGGAGGUCAACACUGGUACGACGAGCCUCCUUACGAGUCCGAUCCUGAGGAUUUCCUUAUGGGAGCCAGUGGUGGUGCUGUGCCAACUGCAACCAUACAAAAUGGAAGAGUGUGCUUCACACUGAAUUUAAGGCCAGAGAACAGGAGCGAGGGAAUCAUCUCGCUUCGGACCGCCGGCGACAUUAGUUUGCCUCGGGAUCGUUCCAGGAAGGGAGCAACGUCGAUGAUGCGGGGGCUUAUUGUACCGCAAGGUCACAAUAAUCCGCCGACCAUAAUACCACUGACGCACUCAAGGGCCUCUCGAGAAAGCGGAGAUUAUGCGAGUAGCGACGUACAGAGCCGGAGUAGCGGCGAAGAAGGACUGUCACCGAGCCAAAGCAGCGACUACGAGGAUCAAGAAGAACUUGAGAAUCAGCACUCCGCCACCGUACACGCAUCGGAAGCUAGCGUUCUGCUGGAGGGCGACGCUAGGGCGCGGAUCGCAGGACGAGCGAGAAACCUGCGACACGACGUACAACGCAAAAUCUCGAGGCUUCGCCAGGAUCGCGCCUCUUCCGAGGCUUUCCCAUGCAGUGCUAGCAGCGUUGAAAGUCUUCCGAGCGGCAGCGGUUCCAGUACACAAGCGCUUGUGCGUGCUGGAAGCAAUCAUAGUUCGAUAUCCUGCGAGGACAGAGACGCUAUCAGCCCGACCACCAUGGGGCCUGUGCUCUGCAGGGCUAGGGCACUGGUGGACUACACGCCUAGCCCCUAUGACAAAGACGCGCUGAAGUUCAAGAAGGGAGACAUCAUCGACGUGGUGCAAAUGAACAAGAGCGGUCUGUGGAAGGGUAUCAUGCACAACAGGAUAGGCCACUUCAAGUUCAUAAACGUUGAGAUACUGAACGACAGGGUUCCAAGGCGCGGGGAAUCCGAGGGGCGGGGGAAGUGGGGCCAGAGGUACAGGCAAAAGCCCGGUUCCGUUCAAGAGCUCUUGCAGAGAAUGAAUCUUCAGGAGCACAUUCCUGUUUUCGUGUUGAACGGAUACGAGGAUCUGGAACUCUUCAGAGAAAUAGAACCUGCGGAUCUCGAUUACCUGCGUAUACAUCAGCCAGAACAUCGUGCCAAGAUCCUUACAGCUGUACAAUUGCUACACGAUCUACAAUCCGGAAGCGAGGGAGAUUUAGCAUCAAGUUCGGAAGGCGACGAGGUCAGUCGACUGGUCCUAACUUCCGACCAGACGUCCGGCCACUGUUCACCGUUUAAUCGUCGCCAGUUCCCGCGAGAUUCCGGCUGCUACGACGCCCACAAGAAUCCCACCAGUCGACGAACCGUAAGCCCGGAGUCUGGAGCGACUACCAAGCUGCCCAGAGAGAACAAUCUCGACGCCACAGCGUCCGCGAAGGGUAUCGGUGGCGUCAGCGCGGAAGGGAACACCGUGUCCGAUGGGAAAGACGACUUUCAUCCCAACAUACCCAUCGUUGGGAGCGUGAUCAGCCAGAAGGAAGCUCCCUUCGACAAGUCACCAUUGUUGCGUAGCGGGAACAUACGAUUCAUGACGAAAAAGGGAAACUUUGGCGAAACCGUGGUGAUCGAGGACGCCUGCGAUAGUGGACAGAAGCUUGGUAACCUGGUGAAAUACGUGGUGGGGAGCAGCGACAUUGGCCUCGAGGGUCCAGGCGGCGUUCCUGGCCUCGGACAAAGGGGUUGUAUUAGUGAAAAAUCCAGCGACUCCGGAGUCAGCUCAUCCAGCAUCAGCUCGGCGCCACCGCCUCGGGACAAGGCUCUAGCCAGCGUUGCUUCAGAUUCGCCUACCAAGAACUUCGGGAACUUCACCAGGGCAUCGCCCACCUCUCAACCAGCCAACAAGACUCAAAACGGCGACUCUGGAUACCCGUGAAGAGUAAAUGUAACGUUUCGAUUCAUCUUGCUUCGACGAUCCGUGUCCAGUUUGGUUGUCAGAGAGUCAUCGCGUUGUUCGUGUGACACAGGGUCGAAUGAUAUUGCGAGUUGGCUGGCAAGUGGCAGCGUUUCGACAGGUUGAACGGAUGACAAGUUGAAUCUUCAGGAACGUUUUCUCGAAUUUGGAACGAAACGAUACCAAAGUAGGGUUUAGAAGUUUCCAAUAGUCAACACUAGAGAUCUCCGCAACCGAAGUACGCUGAGAGUGUCACCUGGUCUGUACAAGAUCAAUGGAAAGGUUCGGUAACAUGUCAAACAUCCUCGUUGCUUCUAACGAUAAUGGAAUAGAGGAAGAAAAUUGUUUGUGGAAAGUUCUUUUUGUAUCGUCAAGAGCAAAUUUUUUGAUGGCUCUGAAAGGGAAGAGUGGAAAAUCUGGUAAGAGUCUUCAACGUGCCCUGAUGAAAUUUUAAUGAAUCACGAGAUACCACUUCUGAGACAAAGACUUAAUGGUAAUUGGGGCACGGGUUCAAGUGGGGCACAUGUGUACGCGAACCUUUCUAUCGAUUUUGCAUCAUCGAGUCCAACCACGGCCGCACACGUUCGAUCCACCUUGUAAAUAUUACAACAUAGAAGUUUGCUUUAAUUUCGCCUCACAUAACACGGAAUCGUAUUUUAAAAUACAUCAGAUCGAAGGAAAUAACGAGGUGCCUUGGUACCCUUUGUUGCCUUAACGAUCCUUUCUCCUCGUUACUUUAUAAUCAAAGGUACGCCGCCACCGUUUUUUCUUUUUCAUUUUUUUUUUUUUUUUGUUUUAAGCAAGAAUUCCAGCUUCAUUUGUCCCUUCCUAAAUUUCAAUAUCAAACAAAGGAUGUACUUCGUUAUUCCCAUCUUGAAUUUGUAAAAAAUCUCGAGUAAAGGAGACGCAACGGAUGGCGAGAGGUGUAAGAAACAGAAUUUAAGCAGUUUUAACGAGGAGAGGCCGCGGCGAAGUUUCUCCAGGAGUUCGUGGCUUCGCACGAACGGAACGAAUUCGGGUGGUGAGGUUUUGAAUUGAGAGAGAGGGUUGGGGAGAGAGGGAGAGAGACGGGAAAGAAGAAAUUACGUCACUGCCUGAUCGCUUCACGAUCUCGUCUGUUAUUUUCAACGCUCGUGUAAUUAAUAAUUAAAUAAGCGAAUAUUAUGUGAUACAAUAGCAAUAUACGUCCCCCUAAUGUGUAGAUAGGUAAAGUAAAAGCCUGUAAUAAAAAUACGACCGUUGAGGAAACGAUUGAACGAGAUACGACGGCACGAUAACGAUCAUUUCACAGUUUUAUUACGUUGUAUAGGUCUUCUUAGCGAUUAUCAUUUUUCUCGACGAAGUGACUGAUUCUUUUAGAUUAGUGACUCUUAGAUUAAAGACUGCCAAGUUUUUCUACGAGAAGGAGAGUCGUUCAUCCUUUGGUUUCUAAGCUGUUGCUACGUUUUGUCGGUUUAUACUAACCGUGAACAGAAGAGUGAACUGCACUUUUGGCUACUCUUGCCAAUUAAUACUGCUGAAGAGCAUGAACUUAUUAGCCCUCUAUAGCCCUUGUGUAUUCUGAGGUCACAUUCCCAUGUAUCUAUAUUAUCAAAAAAUUCUUGUUGAUAAUAAUUGUUAAUUAGAAUUUCUGAAACGAAGACGAUACACUUGGCAACUAGCUUUUAUUGAAAGUUAUACCCUUCUUAAUAAAUUUCAUUAUCAGUGCUUAGGAGUUAUAGAGGGUUAAUGUUCUCCUGUUUGUCUCGAAAUUCGAGCAUGCAAGGUGAAAAGCAGCAGGUUUGGUUAAAACACUAAAGUGAGAAAUCUGUGGAAAAUUGAAACAUCUUUCUUCCAUACUAGUUGUCUCAUUCAUUAUUCAAUUUUAUUAUUCAGUAUCAUUACAGAAUGGGAUACCAAACGUUGCCAUGCAAAAGAUCUUGUUUCCUUCUAAAAAUAAUGGAAAAAGAAGUCUGAAACAUUUUUUUUUUUCAUAUUACAAAAAGCACCAUUUUUGAUAGUCAUGUUUGAUACCUCGUUGGUAUUUGCGUCCCAUAGUUGUAAAGCUUACAGAUGCCUACGAUACUUGAGUUUCGAUUAUUAGAGCGACGUUUGGAGUACAGAAACAUGUAUCCAAGGAUAUUUUGAUAUCUGUGGAAUAGGAUACAACAUUAAAGAAAUUGUAAUUGCGUUUGUUUUCUUAGUGUUAAAAAAUUCUACGAUGCUAUUAUUCAAGACAUACAUAUUCACAAUCUGCAUAUCCAUCUAAAUGCAGCUGGUAGCAUCACUUCUUAAGAUUUAUUCUAAACAGUUUUUACAUUUUUUUUUUCUAGCAUAAACGUCUCAUUUCAGAGGAAUACAUUACUAGUACACGAUCGACAAUCCCCAUCAUCGAUGCAACUUAGUUCUUCGACAAGAUGGUAACCUGUACAUGUGUAUAUUCACCAUGCCACGUGAAACGUUGAAAGUUACAAAGUUUUUGUAUGUACAUACAAUACGCAUAGAAACCUAACGAUGUUUUAUAUUGACCCAACCUUUGCCAAAACAUUAGACUAUACAAAUCUAUAAAUAUACGUACGUUAUAUAUAACACCGUUGGAUCUUAUGUACAUCUUUUGUAUAGUGUAAAGUGGUAGUAGAGUUCGAAAGGGCAACGCGUAAACGAAAUCAGGAACGAAAUCUACGCGAGGUGAAAGAGAAAAAAAAAAAAAAAUCGAUCGACGGCACAGAAUCUAACUCGAUUUGUACGCAUCCGAGAUAUUAUAUAUCGCAUUACUGUAAAUAGAAGCCAUGUACUCAUUUUUGUCGAAAAAGAGUAACUCGAUCAUUGUCGAAGACGACGGAGACUGAUGAGCAAGCGUUAGAAGAAAUCUUGUAGAAUUUAAGAUGCAUGUUCACCUUCUUCAUUAUUAUCGAUUUACGAGUAGUUUUUUGGGAAAUUCACUUCCCCCAUUUUUUCGAACGCUAUUUCGUACGACCAUUGACGAAUGGAAAGCAAUUAUUGUACAUGUGAAAUUUUGUCGUUCGCGACUCGACUGGGGGCGGGGGAGGCGAUGACACGCGCACGACUCGAUUUUUGUUGACACGUACUGCUUCCACAACUGCGACUGAUUUGCUGUAUGUCUUUCGUGGAUACGUGGGGCGUCGUGUGAUUCUCGAACAAAAGAAAAGAAAACGAAAUUCACGAGAACUCGAACACGUUGUAGGUGAUAAUAAAAGACGAACUCUGCGGUUAUGUUGAAUUAAGUACGGGAUGCCCUCGUCGAUAGGCAUCGAUAUCUCCAAGCAGUGACUCUAUUCAGAAGUUUGACAGUUUUAGCAAAAUAAAUUAGCGAAAUGAAAAAAAAUCUUUAUUAUAAUAAUACACGAAUUAACGAUAAACGCUGUAGCUUAUCCGUUCCAUCGAGAGUAACAUUAUUUGUAGAGAACGAGUCAGGAUGAAAAUGAGAGGGAGAGAGAAAGAGAGAGAAAGAACGAAGAGGGGUGGACGAAUGCGUGAGAGAUGUUAAUUGACGACUACUUUACGAGAGUACGAGUAGGCACGAUAGUGAUUUUAUUAGCUCGGGGAGUACGCAGCAUUCGAUGUACAAAAGAAGAUACAUUCUAAUAGUAGACACAAUAAGCUGUAAUUUAGAUAAGUAAUUCGAGAGAGAAGAGCUUCGAAAGGAAAGUUAAAGGAGCCUAAGCGCGCCCAUGUUCGAAAAUGGGAAUCGGUUUGUUCGCGAACGUCUAAUGAAACGAAAUGGCCACCGUCGGAGAAAAACGUCAAAAGCAUUGUGUCUAGAAGGUCGUUAAAAAUCGCUAGUGAAACAUGAUUAAGCAUCUACUUAGCGGUCUAGUCUACCUAUUCUUGCGAAGUUUACAAUUCGAGGUAUAAUGAUGUACAUAAAGAAAAUAAAAAAAAUAACGAAACUAAUUAGGAAACGGCGAAUCGUGUCAGUGCACGUACGCUGAACAUUUUGAUAUGCUAAUUUUGUAUUUAUUCAUUAAUUGCGGGGUUUACAGAGGUCACAAUUCGUAAUUCUUAUUGUCUCUUGGUUCUCGUAUGAUUUUCGACGAUAACUGCUAAUUUAUUGACGGUGAAUAAAAAUAAACGACAGAA